AUGGGUGACCAAAAGGAUGUGCUGAUAGAGCCGAUUAAGGCUGGUCCACGGACCGAUCAAGAGCUUAUGGCGCAUAUGGCAGCUCAGGUCGGCGAUGGUCGUCUGUUCAAAAUGGAUGUCGACUAUACAAGCCAGGUCGACGAAGCUAUUCCCAAGGCGAAUGCGAUCGCUGCGAAAGGAGAUGUUGCCGCGGCUCUGGACUCUUUGACCAAUCUUGAGAAACUUACACGACUUGGUUCAGACAUGAAAAGCAAUACACGGAUCGUUCAGCAUAUGGUGUGA
Molecule: messenger RNA, 282 nt
Organism: Ostertagia ostertagi
Lineage: Eukaryota; Metazoa; Nematoda; Chromadorea; Rhabditida; Trichostrongylidae
Source: the annotation of a GenBank genome assembly